Messenger RNA from Schistocerca piceifrons (Central American locust), 3719 nucleotides. RefSeq names its product solute carrier organic anion transporter family member 74D-like. Gene Ontology annotation, cellular component: membrane. The transcript is spliced from 14 exons. Gene Ontology annotation, molecular function: protein binding. Bases 211 to 2277 code for a protein of 688 amino acids. NCBI's taxonomy places the organism in Eukaryota, Metazoa, Arthropoda, Insecta, Orthoptera, Acrididae. The record is from RefSeq and is a predicted model, not a curated record. Gene Ontology annotation, biological process: sodium-independent organic anion transport; transmembrane transport.
AGUCACACGCCGCACGUCGAAGCCUUCGCGUCCGAUGGCGCUCCGCCACGGCGCCAAUUCGUCACGCAUAUCGCUGUUACCAUAUGAUUGUUAGUUGUCCCGCCUCUCAGAAUCUGCGACGCUGUUUACGGAGGUCUCUUUGCUACCGGCGUUCAGGACAAACUCAGGUCGAGCGAACACAUGCUACUGCUGCCGCAGAGUUGAGGCCUGAUGGCAGCGGAAAGUGGCUGCGACGACCGGUCAGAGGGUCACACUGCGCCUUGCACACCGAUGCGGCUAGUGGAUCCACAGCUUCGAGAUGCGUCUGCGACAGAGCCUUCGGAACACGAGGCACAUUCACCAGAUCAAGACGAGCACGGCCUCGUGUGUGGCUUAGCUGGGUGGACUCCCAGUUGGCUCCAACGCUUCGCCACUGUUAACACGUACACUGUGUUAUGGGGGCUGCUCGGUAUGGCCGAAAUAGCUAUCAACUCCUACCUCGGCGCUAUCAUCAACACUCUCGAGAAAUCCUUCGAGCUGACCACCACUACUUCAGGUGUGAUCCUGGCGGCUUUCGAGGUGUCCAUGUUGGUGUGCACGGUAGUGCUGAACUACCUGGGCAGCCGCGGGCACAAGCCGCGCUGGGUAGCCGCGGGUGCGGCGGUGCUCGGCGUUGCCUGCUUCUCGAGACUGGUCCUCUACCUGGCCCUGGGGCCAGGCCGACGAGCACUCGCCCUCACCAGGGAGCACGGCGUGCUGGAGGACCACCUCUCUACCAACAGCACUGCUCCAGCGUGGCAGCUGUGCGGAGCCGCAGCGCCUGCCGCCGACUGCCCGCGUGACAGCGCCGCUGACGUCACAGCAGCGGCCGCCGAUACACUCGGCACCCCGGCGUUGCUGCUGGUCGCUUCUCAGCUGCUGAUGGGCGCCGGGGCCUCCCUGCCGCUGUCUCUGGGAAUCGCCUACAUGGACGACAACGCACCCAGAAACAAAGCUCCGCUGCUCAUAGCGGCGUCGCAGUUCGUGCGCAUGCUCGGACCGACCGUGGGCUACCUGUUGGCGUCUUACUCGCUGAGCAGAUUUGUUGCACCUGGCCUCACACCCCUUAUCGACGAGACAGAUCCGCGCUGGAUUGGCGCCUGGUGGAUCGGAUGGGCGCCGCUGUCGGCGUUGGCUCUGCUGCUGGCUGUGCCGCUGAUGCUGUUUCCCCGCGAGAUGCCGGCCACGCGGCAACGCUCGUCCAAGUCGCCACGUCGAGUGCUGGAGAGGUCACUAGCCGACUUCUGGAAGAGUACACGCCGCCUGCUAGGUAACCGCCUUAUGAUGUGCAACAUCUUCAGCAGUGUACUGUUCAUGUUCGGCAUGUCAGGCAGCUGGGCGUACAUGCCCAAGUACAUGGAGACGCAUUUCCAGCAAUCCGCAUCCACCUCGAGCCUCGUAUUAGGUUCCUUCGGCCUGGUGUCGACCGCGCUGGGCCUGGCCGCAUCGGGCGUCGUCAUCUGGUGGUUCCAGCCCCGGCCUCGCUCUCUGGCAGCCUGGAAUGUUGUUGUUGAACUCAUCGACGCAUUUGUGCGGGUCGGCUGGGCCUUCAUAGCAUGCGAAGAUGACUACAUGUCCGGCGCCCGGUCGUCAGAUGGACGGUGGAACAUGACGUCAGACUGCAACAACGCGUGCUCCUGUGGACCACACGUGACGUUCUCUCCCGUGUGUGACGAGGGCAGCGGCGACACUUACUUCUCCCCGUGUCAUGCCGGCUGCAACGACAGCUACGUCAUCAAUGGUACAACGGUGUUUGGCAACUGCAGCUGCUUGCCGGGAUCUGGGACAGCGACGGCAGGUCCCUGCCCGACGGACUGUGCCUCCGUCUUCAUUGCCUUCCUCGUCACUCAGAGCGUCCUCCAGUGUCUGGAGGCGAGCGGACGCGCGGGCAACGCACUCCUGCACUUCAGGUGCGUUGACGAGAUUGACAAAGCCCAGGCAGUAGCUUUUGCUGAGGUGAUGAUGACUGGUUUCGCAUACAUUCCAGCACCAAUAAUCUAUGGAAUGAUCAUUGACUCUAGCUGCUUGGUGUGGAGUGAGACGUGCGGAUCACGCGGCAACUGCUGGCUCUACGACAUGGCCCACAUGCGUCACGCCCCAAAUAUCUUGGCGGCAGGUUUCCUGUUUUCGGGCACGUUUCUGGACAUUGGCGUGUGGUACUACGCCAAGGACGUACGGUUGUACGACGAGGAUGAGAAUGUCGGCGGUGGAGAAGACCGCGACUUGAAACUUUCUACACUUGCCGCUGCACUGUCGUGAACACAGCCUCUCCAGACAGAUGAUAUUACUUCCUGAAGGACGCCUGCCGCACUGUCACUGUCAACGAGAGCGUGCUUUUACAAAGUCUAGGGUUUCUUGGAAAGUGGGUUCCCAAAUCCCUUCCAGACUUUGAGGAAAGGUAAUGAUGUCUUGUGAGCUGAUGGAUAUCACGAAUCGAUCCUGUAACGAAAAAUUUUACGUUGUGACUCCCUCAAAAGACUGAUGUUCUGCCCUUGUAGUACCGGUCAUCUGGAAGCGGGCUUCCCAGCUUGCUUUCUAGACAAGCAGACGUGGAUUCAAGGGAAGAGUCACGCAUGUCAAGGUCCACUUCAAACAACAGUUCAGUAAAUCAAUUUAAAUUUUUGCACACAUCAGCUUCCAAAAUUUUUCAAACUUAUUUCAUUAAUGUAGCGUAUCAGCUAAGAGUGUCAACGGUGGCCAGAAAUCUACUUCAUAGUUGCUUCCCUGAGAGACAGGCUGGUGGACUGACCAGCUGCAGAAAGCAGGGGGAUAUUCCAAAAAUUAUGAAAAAAUGUUAUGCGGUUCCUGAUUAAGUACGGUCUACAUGGCACAAAUUUUAUGGAAUAGUGCCCAUUCACAGACUGACUACGUCUCUGUGACAAACAGCAAAUCCGUCAUCUUGUAACAGCACCGUUUAAAUUUUGAUUCUUAAAUUCUGAAAUAGCCUAUUAACCUAACCUUUGACGUAUGCGACCGUUACCCAAUGGUUAAGAGGAUCAAUUCUGGCAACGGAGAUGUUACAACCAGCUUUGGCUAUUUGAUAGUAUUACUCUCGGCAAAAUAUUAGCUUUGAUAUAGUCAAGAUCACUGAGAAUUUGCACUGUAUAAAAUAAUAUAUUCUCAUUAAACACAAUGGAAGAUAAGUACCACAUUCGUUUACACAAUUCAUCAUGUCUAAUCUCAGCAUACUUCUAGUAUGUCAAAAUUUUGUCACAUGCUAUUAUACUGAUGGGUACCAUCAGUCCACUCUAAAGUCCGAUGGCUGGUGCAGUUGUCACGAACACAUAGCAUCGGAACUUAGUACUUUUAUAUUUGCUAUUUUGUAAAACCAAGCGUUUUUUGUCAUUAACUGCUAUAAUGAUAACGAUUUGCUGAGGAUCAACCCAUAGUGAUAGGGACAUUUAGCAUUCUCGACACUCAGCAAUCGGUCGUUUUCCUAUUAGUGACGUGUGUAAUUGACUCAUCUCUGGGUAAUGGAUCAAGGAUCCCUUACCUUGCCAUCCUAAAAGACUUUUUAAAAGAAACUAGAAAAUGUUAUUAAUUAUUACCAAAAAAGAAGAUAAAUAACAUGAAUUUAAUAAGAAAUAAAAUUACAAUGUUUUGUAGGCAAAUUCACUCUCAUUCCAGUAGUGAACUGUUUCUGCAGAAAUAUUUUAGAAAAAAUGAUAGUACAUCUUAAUAAAAAGGAAAUUAUUUUCACA